AUGCGAUUGUUAUACAACCCGAUGGGAUCUCUGAUGUCGGAGUCUGCAGUGAUAAGAGCUCGGUAUAUACCUGACGUUAAAGGAGUGAAUAGAUACAAACAUUUUCAUACGUAAGGAUAACUCGUAGUUCUUUAUGAUAGGGAAUUGCUCUCCUAAUUACCACCCUUUUCCCUUUAAACUUCAUCUUAGGAGGCUACUCACCUUGUGAUCAAGCUUAUUUGUAUUCCAUUGCAGACCUCUAGUACUCACGUCAACGAGUAAUAUCCAGAUGGGAAACAUCGACAAGGACGUCUCGCCGCGGACCUCUCCUCGCGAACGGGUGGCCAGUAGAUCGCCUCGGAACACAACAGAACUCCCCCCAUUGCAUCCCACAUCUGACAAUCUCAAUGGGGCAAACAAGAUACAAAAAAGGUAGGAUACAAAGUGCUUUCCUACAUUUGUAUGUGAUUAUUGCAGAUUGAAUGGCCGAGAGAACAAGUCAGGAAUGGUCCGUCUUCCCACGUCUGAGGCAGUCGAUGGGAAACGGGGCAAUAUGAUUGUAGAGGGGUACCGGAUCUCUAGCAUACUGCCUCAACUAGAUCCCAAAGGACUCAACGGGCAACCCAAAUCUUUUCAGAGUGAGUUCCCCCUUAGUCUCUGAAUAUGUCAAUUAACGUGCUUUUUGGGCACAAAUAAUACCUAAAAAUUGCAGACACGAAAAAUAUUCAAACUCGUAAAUCUCGUACUCCAAACUCGAAUCAUGUACCGUUGAUAGUGUUACGAACAGAAAGUGAGUUCAUUUGUAAAUAAUUUUUCAUCGUUUUCGUCCGAUAUAAUUCGGAUACCAUACAGACAUCGUUUUUCGUCUACGGCUAAGCCUCUUUAAUAAUAAUUUUAAUUUCCGUUUCUCCGGCCUCUUUCUCCAAAAAAUCAGUAGUCAUUCCGCGCCUUCUUGAUUUUUAGUCAGUUUAUUAGUAUUCACACAACAAUCGACCACAUUCAUAAUCGUCACAGCACAGAAAUUUCAAAUUCAUGUCUCCUUUUUCAGCUGUAAUAUGCCCCCGGCGAUCCAAUUCAAUGCAUUCGUUUCCGCUGUCCCCCAAGAACGACCUGAACGGUCACAUUCAAACGCCCAAAAAAUCCCCCAAAUCCAAGAAAAUACUGUCUACUGUAAGUCCAUCCGGAUCGAAUUCCGUGCAUCCUUUUUGUUUCUUGAUUAUCUUCCUUGAACUUCAGAACGAGGGAUUCACGGUUACGGUGGAUUCUCCGAGCACUGUCAAUUCGGUUGAAAGUUCCAAGGACGAGAGCAAAUUCAGUGACAUCGCUACUCAGACAGACACCCUACCUAUAUUGGCACUCACAGGAAAGGUCUCCAAAUCCAACAAAGAGGUGGGUAAUCCCCAUUUUCUGGUAAAUAAAUAUAGUCUCUGUGAGGGUGGGAUAAAAAAAAUUCUGACAAUAAGCCACGGAAGUAGCAGCAGAGCUGGCAGCGACACGUUUUUACGGACUUUUGGCGGCUCGCGGUCCGGCCCAUCUAGUGUAUUUCAGGCCCGGCCCUCCCCGUGUAGGUACUGUAUAGAGGAGUUCACUGCGCCCAAGCUUGGGAACUAAAGUUAAGCAAAGAAGGCGUUGGUCUAGCGGGUAGAGGAUUACGAAGAUAUUAUUGAAGUUCCUAGCAGAUUUUAGCACCACACAGGCGGUAAGAUCAAAGAAAAUUUUCAGUUCGCCCUAACCGGGUUUUACCGGGCCGGGCCCGCAAAUUUUAAAAUGGGCCGGGCAUAAAAUUUUUAAAAAGAGCCAACCCGCGUAACAGAGAAACCGAAUAUCCGUCAUUAAAAAAUAAUGAAUGUUUGGUGAUGUGAUCUAACUCUUCCGACGCCUUUCAGAUCGAACAGCAACAAGAACUCUUGGAGAUCAUCGAGAGCGCCUUGGACGAAACCAUCGACAGGCAUUCUCGUCAACGCACCAACCGGCUCAUUGCGUCUUCAGCCAGAAAACAAGCAGUCAUCUGGAGAGAUGCCAAAGAGUUCGUGAUGACAAUAUUAAUACCAGAGAGUGUGAGUGUCGCGAACAAGACCAGAUAUGACAAAUCGUUGGUAGAUAGUAUCUCCUCCAUUCACUUACCGUGA
Molecule: messenger RNA, 2108 nt
Organism: Bursaphelenchus xylophilus (pine wood nematode)
Lineage: Eukaryota; Metazoa; Nematoda; Chromadorea; Rhabditida; Aphelenchoididae
Source: the annotation of a GenBank genome assembly